AUGGAUGUGAGAUUCUACCCGGCGGCGGCCGGGGACCCCGCCGGCCUGGACUUCGCCCAGUGCUUAGGGUACUACGGCUACAGCAAGUUUGGGAAUAACAACAACUAUAUGAACAUGGCUGAAGCUAACAAUGCAUUCUUUGCUGCCAGUGAGCAGACAUUCCAUACACCAAGCCUUGGGGAUGAGGAGUUCGAAAUCCCACCCAUCACGCCUCCUCCAGAGUCAGACCCUGCCCUGGGCAUGCCUGAUGUACUGCUCCCCUUUCAAGGCCUCAGUGACCCACUGCCUUCCCAGGGAAGUGAAUUCACACCCCAGUUUCCACCCCAAAGCCUGGAUCUUCCUUCCAUUACAAUCUCAAGAAAUCUCGUGGAUCAAGAUGGUGUGCUUCAUAGCAGUGGGUUGCAUAUGGACCAGAGCCACACACCAGUUUCACAGUACCGCCAAGAUCCUUCACUGAUCAUGAGGUCCAUCGUCCACAUGACUGAUGCUGCUCGCUCCGGGAUCAUGCCCCCUGCUCAGCUCACUACCAUCAACCAGUCUCAGCUCAGUACCCAGCUGGGGUUGAAUUUGGGAGGUGCCAGUAUGCCCCACACAUCUCCUUCACCUCCAGCAAGUAAAUCGGCAACGCCCUCCCCUUCCAGCUCCAUCAAUGAAGAGGAUGCCGAUGAGUCCAACAGAGCCGUUGGAGAGAAAAGAGCUGCUCCCGAUUCUGGCAAGAAGCCCAAGACUCCAAAGAAAAAGAAAAAGAAAGAUCCCAAUGAGCCUCAGAAGCCAGUGUCAGCAUAUGCCCUGUUUUUCAGAGACACCCAGGCUGCAAUUAAAGGGCAGAACCCUAAUGCAACCUUUGGCGAGGUCUCCAAAAUCGUCGCAUCUAUGUGGGACAGUCUUGGAGAAGAACAAAAGCAGGUAUACAAAAGGAAAACAGAAGCUGCCAAAAAAGAGUACCUGAAGGCCCUGGCUGCGUACAGAGCUAGCCUGGUUUCCAAGGCUGCCGCUGAAUCAGCAGAAGCCCAAACCAUUCGUUCUGUUCAGCAGACCCUGGCUUCGACUAAUCUGACAUCCUCUCUCCUCCUUAACACUCCACUGUCUCAGCAUGGAACAGUAGCAGCAUCACCUCAGACUCUCCAGCAAUCCCUCCCCAGGUCAAUUGCUCCGAAGCCCUUAACCAUGAGACUUCCCAUGAACCAGAUUGUCACAUCAGUCACCAUUGCAGCCAACAUGCCAUCAAACAUUGGGGCCCCGCUGAUAAGCUCCAUGGGCACAGCCAUGGUCGGCUCAACAUCAUCCACCCAAGUGAGCCCUUCCGUGCAAACCCAGCAACAUCAGAUGCAGUUGCAGCAGCAGCAGCAGCAGCAGAUGCAGCAGAUGCAGCAGCAGCAGCUCCAGCAGCAUCAAAUGCAUCAGCAAAUUCAGCAGCAGAUGCAGCAGCAGCAUUUUCAACACCAUAUGCAGCAGCACCUGCAGCAGCAGCAACAGCAGCAGCAUCUCCAGCAGCAGCUCAACCAACAGCAGCUGCAGCAGCAUCUCCAGCUGCAGCAGUUGCAGCACAUGCAACACCAAUCUCAGCCUUCUCCUCGGCAGCACUCCCCCGUUACGUCCCAGAUCACGUCCCCCCUCCCUGCCAUUGGGAGCCCCCAGCCUGCCUCUCAGCAGCACCAGUCUCAAAUACAGUCUCAGACACAGACUCAAGUAUUACCGCAGGUCAGUAUUUUCUGAAGAUGCGUGUGACAAACGGAGUGGUGUGUCAAGGAGGGUGGCAUAGGGGGGGACAACUAUAUGUCGCUGAAAUUUAUAAAUUGGUGUUGGUUAUGCAGCAAUGUGUGACAGAUCAAAUGAUCCUCUCAAAUGUCUAUUAGAUAGGCAAUAAGAACUACAGUGUAGCGGGGUAUCACCUUUUUAGCUAAUUAUAAAUCACUUUGUUUCGAAACAAGGAAAGCUGUGCUCUUUUAUGUGAUGCCUUUUUUAUUUAUUCAGGCUAUACCUGCAAUAUGUGAAUCAAACCGAUUACUGAACCCUGGGACAUACUGAUGACUAUAGACUGGCCGCUCUGAGUCUCAGAACAUGGCCUUAUUUCUUCCGAAGUGAAUAAGCCACACUUCAAGGCUCUUUGAACUGCCGAAGCCCUAAAAAUAAAAAGCACAGUUGUAACUACCUGAAACAUGAAGAAUCUGUUCAUACAAACAUUUGUAUGACAUGAAUAGUUGAUGGCAUUUUUUCGUCAUGAGAAAAAUAAUGUAAAUCACAGACUUGCCAAAGUUCUUAUUUUUUCCCCUAAAUUUCUUCAGAAAAACAAACAAGUGGUUGGAUUCAAUUAUCGACUCGCUUUCACUUUUUCUCCGUGAUUUCUCCAAAUCAAACCACAGUAUCUGUUGUAACAAUAUCUAUGGCCACUGUUAUCCAUGAUAGCCAUUCCAAUUAGAAGAAAAGAAAUGUGAAUAUUAUAUUCUGUGUUUCAAGUGACAAGUUUUGAAGAAUUAAAAACACUGUAUUUUUAAAAGGGAAAUGCACUUAAAUGGAAACAGCUAUUACAAAAGUUAAGAUUUAAAAAAAAAGCAAGAGGUUUUAUUAUGAUGUAAUACCAGUAGAAUAUUUAAAAGGCACACCACAUCUGAUUAAUCAAUGUAAAUAUUUUCUUUCAAAGUUGUAAGUUUUCCUAUCAUGUGUUGUAAAGUUUUCAUAAACAAGGCUUUAAGGUAAACACUGGUGACAUGAACCAUUCAUUGCUACGUUGCUUAUUGUGUUUUUAUGCUGUUUUAUACUUUUUUAUGAGUUAUGAUAGCAGCAAUUAAGUUGUUUGUAUUUUGCUUAACUAAAAAAAUGCUUUUAUCUUGCUAUAGAAUAAACACAUUUCAGUAAAAACCGUGGACUGUAUUUUGAUGCAACAAGAAGGAAGCUGUUCACUUUUCAAAUAAAAUAUGUCAGAUUUCA
Molecule: messenger RNA, 2928 nt
Organism: Echinops telfairi (small Madagascar hedgehog)
Lineage: Eukaryota; Metazoa; Chordata; Mammalia; Afrosoricida; Tenrecidae
Gene: TOX3
Product: TOX high mobility group box family member 3
Exons: 7
Coding region: 1-1716 (571 amino acids)
Biological process (GO): regulation of transcription by RNA polymerase II
Cellular component (GO): nucleus
Molecular function (GO): chromatin DNA binding
Source: RefSeq, a predicted model, not a curated record